Messenger RNA from Lymnaea stagnalis (great pond snail), 9177 nucleotides. The record is from the annotation of a GenBank genome assembly. NCBI's taxonomy places the organism in Eukaryota, Metazoa, Mollusca, Gastropoda, Lymnaeidae.
CUGUAAAAUCUUCACAAGUAUUCAACCAGAAAGUCUACACAAGUGAAGCGCUAACAGCAAGUUGGUGAGUAUUACUUGUUGAGUCGAACCCGUCUUUGGAGUCAGUGUAGAAUCAGACUUUGUAAUAGGAUCCAUAGAGUGGAAUAAGUCUUUAUAAUGGAAUACUUAGAGUAGAGUCAGACUUUUUAGUAUGAUACAUACGUCGACUUUUCCCGACUAGCUCCAAGUUGGGAAAGUCACAUCGCCAAGGCUUGCGGCGAUGUCACUCAUGAUCUGCCUCUACGCGGCGCGGAAGACUAGUACGGAUUCAUAUCCCGAAGCCAAAGAUCACAAACUGCUCGUGCGUCCUGACCGAAAGCCUCACUGGGCAAGAGGGGAGGCGACGUAAAACCUCCUCCCUCAAUGAGGGGAAGACUUCUGCACAAAACCAAUAUUACUCAUGGAAACGAAUCAUUCAUUUACGCAGGUUUUACUGGCGGUGUUUUGACAAGAUCCUUCCUCGCCGACCGUGGCUUCCUCGAAACGCCCUCGAUUCCCACUGCUGGGAGGCUGGUUGGGACUGAGUGCGGACACAGAUGUGGUGCGUGCAUCCCCUCCCCACGGAUGUCCCCAUGGGGAAGGCGUCUCCUCUCGCGCGUGUGAUGCUUGACAGGCGCGCGUUAGGCCAACAAGUUACUGUUGGAGACCAUGGGCAUAAAGGUGGUACGGGACACCUUAAACAUUCUCUGGUUGUUCUCUAGUUGAGUUUGUGUGGUAUCAGGCAGAAAUCACACGACGUAACUAAAUCAGUCCACGAACUCAAUGUGGACUAGGGCACUUCCAAGAAACGUUGCUCCACGGCAAGCCAUUUAACAUUACUGGUUACUCACUCUACCAUUGUAAGUGUGAUCGCUGCCAAGGCAUUACCACAGCGGCUAGAAAUGACCUCGCGGUGGAGGUAAGUGAGUCCAACCGUUACGCAAACACUGACACGCUGUCGGUUAAAGUCUCUAAAUGUGGGAAAACGUUGGCCGUGAAGAACAUUUACAACUCUCCGAGCAAUGUGAUCACGAUCCCCACCCACGGGGAGACGAUCUUUAAACAGACUAUUAUUGCAGGAGAUUUUAAUGCCAAAUCCCCAAAUGUGGGGGUUAUCCUGAGAGGAACGUCUCCGGUAAACUCGUGGAAGAGGUCUGCCUUGAGAUCAAUCUUAUCAGACCAAGGACGAAAGAGUGCGCCCAGACUUCUUCACUACGGCCACUGAACGGAAUCAAGGCCAGAUCUGACGGUCGUGUCCGCUAAUCUCGCGGGACAUCAGAAUCUUAAAGUACUGGAGGAAAUCGGGAGUGAACAGCUUCCCCUUUUACUGGAGAUUGACUUAGGUCAGGCCAAAACCAAGUGCGAUAAACGCCAUUGGCUCUUCCUGAGGGCCAACUGAGGAAAUUUUGAAAGUCAGUGCGAGAUCAUGCUCGGACUAAUAGCAGUUGACGUGGCCGACUCAGACUUAGAUGUUGCUUUCAAGAAGUUUAAUGUCACAAUCCUCGAGAUCGCCCGUACGACAAUCCCAAGAACGAUCGGGAAGCGACUGUACAAGCCCUUUUGGAACAAAGAGCUUGGGAAACUCGUGAAACAAAGAGCUUGGGAAACUCGUGAAACAAAGAGCUUGGGAAACUCGUGAAACAAAGAGCUUGGGAAACUCGUGAAACAAAGAGCUUGGGAAACUCGUGAAACAAAGAGCUUGGGAAACUCGUGAAGCAAAGAGCAAAAGCUCGGAAAGAAGCCGCAAGAAAGAAAACACCUGCUGCUCGUGCAGACUACAAUCAACUUACGGCUGAAGUCCGGGCAAGCUGUUCAGAAGGCGAACACAUCAAAGUGGGUAAGUGCAUGUAAAAAACUCGAUUUCCAGGACCGCCGGAAGGUGUGGAUUCUGCUCGAAAGCCUCUCUGGUGCGGGAAAGGCCAAAAACCCGCAGCCAUUACUAUCAGACAAAGGCGUCGAGGCGAGCGACGCAAAAAAGCGCACAUAUACUCAACGUUCACUUCGCCAAAGUCAACAAGAAGGCAAAAUAGACUCUAGAGCAUCGAGAGAUCAACCGUCUUAGGAAAAGGGGAGCUCGUAUCCAGCGUACUGGACCCCACGCUGAGAUUUUCACAACCCCCUUCACAAUGGAGGAAUUGCGUAGUGCGCUUGAUAAGUGCUUGGCGGCGAAAGCACCAGGUCCUGAUAAAGUUCACAAUGAAAUGUUAACCCGUCUUGGUAAACAGGAGAGAGAAUUUCUGCUUGCUCUCAUAAACCGUACUUGGACUAUAGGUAUUUUACCGAAAGUGUGGAAGCAGGCCAUAGUGGUUCCCAUACCAAAGGAAGGUAAACCAGGCUAUUUACCGAGUAGUUUCAGGCCGAUAUCGUUGACGUCUUGUGUGGGAAAAGUGGCCGAGCGAAUGGUAAAUGGGUGACUCUACUGGUUUUUGGAGAGUAACAAGUGCCUGCCAACGACGCAAGGUGGCUUCCGUAUGGGUCGUCAACCCAUGGACCAGGUGAUCCGUCUUGUUCAGUCCAUGACCAAUGAGCUUAAAAAGAAAAAAAUCAAUCGGUUGCAGUUUUCUUUGACCUCAAGCAAGCGUACGACCGCGUGUGGCGCGCAGGCCCCAUGUAUAAGUUCCAGAAACUUGGGAUCUCUUGUCAAAUGUCCGCGUGGGUGACGGACUUUCUCAAGAACAGGACUUUUGCCACGCGGGUUGGCAAUAGUUUGUCGAGGUGGCUUGCUGUGGAGGACGGACUCCCCCCAAGGAUCCGCUCUCAGCUGCACUUUGUUCUUGGCGUACGUUUACGACUUACAAUAAGGCUUAGUUUCCGAUAACGCGAUGUUGCGGAUGAUUUAGUCAUUUGUACCUCUGGCAAGGACAUCAACCAUCUACAGAACCAGCUGCAAAAUGAUCUGCAUAGCAUCGAAGCUUAUUCGAAAAUGGUUGUGAACACCGAGAAGACGGUUUACUCUAAGUUCACGAAUGGAAGAAAGGCGCUUAAGGUCGAUGUUAAACCCUCCAUAAACGGAAAAGAUCUGGUAUGGGACAGGACACCAGUCUACUUGGGUGUGAAGUUGGACCAGAAACUCCGACCUCACAACCAUGUACACGAACUGUGCGGCAAAGUUUCACAAAAACCGGGCCUGGUGAAAAAGUUGGCCUGUACUAGAUGGGGCGCAGAUGGCAGACUACUGAGAUCAAUCUAUCUUAGCAGUGUGAGCGGGGCAAUUGACUACAGUUUGCCUGUCCAAACCUUCGCGAGUCGAACGGCUCUAGAGGAACUUGACCGCAUCCAAAACCGAGCUCUAAGGUUUGUAUGCGGGGCAAUACGAACCACGCCAACGGCAGUUGUGGAGGUCAUGUCAAAUGUUGAGCCGCUUGAGGUCAGGCGGGAGAAGGCAGUCCUUACGACGGUGGAACGAUACCGGCGCAUGGAAAGGGAAGAACUAUGUCUCCAACUGCAAGACAAUUGGGUAAAAGAGUCCAGAUUGAAGAGACCAUCCUUCAUGGACACGGUGCACAGUCUUGAAGAAGACGUAAUUAUACCCGGAAACAGUGAGAAAGUGAAAGUGAUCCCCUCGCUGGGACCUCACAAAAGCCUAUCCCGACCAGACAUUCGACUAGACAUGAUUACCACCAAAGCCAACAAAGACAGUCCUCAACAUGAACCAUCAGAGGCUGUACGUAACACGAUUGAAGCCUACCCCAACAGCCUGGUUAAAGUCUUCACGGACGGCUCGUACUUUGCGAGAGAAAAGCGUAGUGGCUAUGGUGCCCUCAUCCAGUAUCCCGCAGAGAUAGCCCCACCCGAGGAGAUAUCUGGCCCAAGCGGAAGCAAUGCAACGCGCCUCGAUGCGGAAAUUGAGGCGAUACUGGUAGCUCCUAAGAGGGUCAACCAACGGCUAGCGAAAAGAAAACCCUUUCCGGACGUAGUGGUCUUCACCGAAUCUCGUUCAGCUCUCGAACACAUGGAGUUGAGAUUGGUGGGAUCAAAAAUGGUCACAGCCAUUUUGGAGACAGUAAGCUCCAUCAGGCGAAAGGCUCCAAGGUAGUCUUACAGUUUAUCGCUUCGCACUGGGAGGCGUCGCUUCCUUUCAGGGCAGAUUUCUUAGCCAAAGAAGGCUCGGCCCUACCUCAACCGGACAAACUGAUGACUCAGCUGGGAGUCACGGCUUGGAUCAAAGACCAUUUCAAGGACAAAUGGCACACAAGGUGGGACAUGGCGGCCACUGGACGACAGCUUUACCAGAAAAUGCAGCGUCCGAGCAAGGGCGACCCCUGUUGGGAACUUAGUCGGGGAGAACAAAGCCUUAUCACUUAGAUGAGAACUGGGCACUGCGUCGCGCAGUUAUCUCCACCGACUCGACAACAGAAGGGAAUACUUGUGCCGGUUAUGUGGACUAGAAGAGGAGACAGUAGCCCACUUGGUGGUCAAGUGUCCGAGUAGUGGGAUUGGGGCCGACGGUAGGAAUCCGGAGACCUGCCAAAAUAAGCUCCUUUACGGUAGCGCCCAGCAAAUGAAGCGUGCCGUAGAAAUCGUUUCCAGGGUCCUAAGAGAUUGAAUCUCGACCCUUCGAGUAUUGAACUUAAUUUUUAGGAUACAUAACGUAGAGUAAGUAUUUGUGAUAUGACCCAUAGAGUAGAAUUAGUCUAUGAAAUCAGCUACUUAGAGUAAAAUCAGACUUUGUAAAGAUACUUAGAGUAGCAUCAGUCUUUGUCGUAGGAUACCUAGAGCAGGAUCAGUUUUUGUAUUAGGAUACCUAGAGCAGAAUCAUUAAUUUUUACUAGACCACACUCUGGACUAGAGACGUUACGGAAGUAAACUUCAAACACUAGGUAGAGAAAGAAUUCUUUCCACCUUCUCUAUUGUUAUGGUCAUUACAAAUAUAUAUUGUUGAGAAACCUUGCUUCGUCUUUGGUAAACCUUCAAUCUAUAUCUGGUAUUCACUAAUGAGACAAACUCAGGCGAUAACACUUGAUGUUUAUAGUCUUGUUCCUUCAAUAAUCUUGUACUUGGCUUAUACUUCUGCUACUUCGCUUAUACUUUCUCUCUAUCUCGCACUCAACUCUGACAGUCCUCUUGAACUCUCCCUGACUGUCCGCUUCCCUGUCCGGUUGAGUUCUACCAUCCCUAUUUAUAAGUCCUGAGCCCAUAGAGAAUCUUAAUCCAAAAUCUCAGGUACUUAAAUUUUCCCAACGACUAAAUGGUCAUAGACCUGAAGUGUAACAGUCGUCCCGGGGAAAUCUAAUACCGUCAGUUACCGUGCAGUGGGAUCUGAUAAGCUAGAACCUUUGGUCAGUUGGUCGGUUAACAUGCCGUGGGAUCUGAUACGUUAGAACCUUUGGUCAGUUGGUUGGUUACGUGAUGUGGGAUCUGAUAACCUAGAACCUUUGGUCAGUUGGUCGGUUACUGUGCUGUGAGAUCUGAUACGUUAGAACCUUUGGUCAGUUGGUCGGUUUCCGUGCUGCGGGAUCUGAUACGUUAGAACCUUUGGUCAGUUGGUCGGUUACCGUGCUGUGGGAUCUAAUACGCUAAGCCCUUUGGUCAGUUGGUCGGUUACCAUGCUGUUGGAUCUGUUACGUUAGAACCUUUGGUCAGUUGGUAGGUUAUUUACCGUGCUGUGGGAUCUGGUACGUUAGAACCUUUGGUCAGUUGGUCGGUUAUUUACCCUGCUUCGAGAUCUGGUACGUUAGAACCUUUGGUCAGUUGGUAGGUUAUUUACCGUGUUUCGAGAUCUGGUACGUUAGAACCUUUGGUCAGUUGGUCGGUUAUUUACCGUGCUGUGGGAUCUAGUACGUUAGAACCUUUGGUCAGUUGGUAGGUUAUUUACCGUGCUGUGGGAUCUGGUACGCUAGAACCUUUGGUCAGUUGGUCGGUUAUUUACCCUGCUUCGAGAUCUGGUACAUUAGAACCUCUGGUCAGUUGGUAGGUUAUUUUCCGUGCUGUGGGAUCUGGUACGUUAGAACCUUUGGUCAGUUGGUCGGUUAUUUACCGUGCUGUGGGAUCUAGUACGUUAGAACCUUUGGUCAGUUGGUAGGUUAUUUACAGUGCUGUGGGAUCUGGUACGUUAGAACCUUUGGUCAGUUGGUAGGUUUUUUACCGUGCUGUGGGAUCUGGUACGUUAGAACCUUUGGUCAGUUGGUAGGUUAUUUACCGUGCUGUGAGAUCUGGUACGUUAGAACCUUUGGUCAGUUGGUAGGUUAUUUACCGUGCUGUCGGAUCUGGUACGUUAGAACCUUUGGUCAGUUGGUAGGUUAUUUACCGUGCUGUGGGAUCUGGUACGUUAGAACCUUUGGUCAGUUGGUAGGUUAUUUACAGUGCUGUGGGAUCUGGUACGUUAGAACCUUUGGUCAGUUGGUCGGUUAUUUACCGUGGUGUUGGAUCUGGUACGUUAGAACCUUUUAUCAGUUGGUAGGUUAUUUACCUUGGUGUGGGAUCUAGUACGUUAGAACCCUUUGUCAGUUGGUAGGUUAUUUACCGUUUUGUGGGAUCUUGUACGUUAGAACCUUGGUCAGUUGGUAGUUUAUUUACCGUGCUGUGAGAUCUGAUACGUUAGAACCUUUGGUCAGUUGGUAGGUUAUUUACCGUGCUUUGGGAUCUGAUACGUUAGAACCUUUGGUCAGUUGGUCGGUUAUUUACCGUGUUGGUAAUGAACGUGAUCGAGCUAUUGAAAAUCUGUGGAUUACGAGAAGGACUUAGGGCGCAACCAAAAACAAACCAUGUGACCAUAGAACUAAAUGACAAAGUACAAUGACACCAAACUAUUUUAUGAACUUAAAGUGUAUGAAGCACCAAUCCAUGAACUUGAAGUAUAAGUAGCACUACUCCUUGAACGGGAAGUUGAUGGAACAGUAUUCAACCAACGUGAAUUGCUUGUAGCACUCUUCCACACAGAUGAAGUGUAUGUAGCAUUCAUAUAUGAACUUGAAGUGGAUGUAGCUCUAAUCAAUAAACAUAAAGUCGAUGAAGAACUGUUCCAUUAACGUGAAGUCGGUGUAGCACUAUUCCAUGAACGUGAAGUGGAUGUAGCACUGUUCCAUUAACGCGAAGUAGAUGUAGCACUGUUCCAUUAACGUGAAGUCGGUGUAGCACUAUUUCAUGAACGUGAAGUGGAUGUAGCACUAUUCCAUGAACGUGAAGUAGAUGUAGCACUGUUCCAUUAACGUGAAGUCGGUGUAGCACUAUUCCAUGAAAGCGACGUGUAUGUAGCACUAUUCCAUGAACGUGAAGUAGAUAUAGCACUAUUCCAUGAGCGUGAAGUGGAUGUAGCACUAUUCCAUGAAUGUGAAGUGGAUGUAGCACUAUUUUAAGAACGUGAAGUGGAUGUAGCACUAUUCCAUGAAAGUGAAGUAGAUGUAGCACUAUUCCAUGGACGUGAAAAGGAUGUAGAACUAUUCCAUGAACAUGAAGUGGAUGUAGCACUAUUCCAUGAACGUGAAGUGGAUGUAGGUCUACUCCAUGAACGUGAAGUGGAUGUAGCACUAGUCCAUGAACGUGAAGUGGAUGUAGCACUAUUCCAUGAACGGGAAGUGGAUGUAGCACUAUAACUGGAAACGUUGUUAUCAAGACAUAAUUUGAUCAAAGGUGUUAAGUUAUUGAAUUAUAACUGCGUCCGACGUUGUGGUCUUGCAACAGGGGGCUCACUAAAUGUUUACUUUUGAGAUCGUAGGAGGGAAGUGUUACAAGUGACAGAGCUGCUCCCACUGUUGAGAUCGUAGGAGGGAAGUGUUACAGUGACACAUCAGCUCCCACAGUUGAGAUCGUAGGAGGGAAGUGUUACAGUGACAGAGCUGCUCACACUGUUGAGAUCGUAGGAGGGGAGUGUUACAGUGACAUAGCUGUUCCCACUGUUGAGAUCGUAGAAGAUUAGAGUUACAGUGCUAAACGUCGAGCAAUAAUGAAUAGCGGAUUGCAUGCCUAGAGACAUACAGACAGUCUUACCUCUGGUAGAUGGCCGAAAACCCCAGUUGGCCGAAAGUUCCAAUCACUUUCGGCCGACAUUGAAAAUAAACCGAAAGUUAACAUUUCAGUUUCGGCCACAGCCAAAAUUAAAUCGAAAUUUAACUUUUUUGGUUCCGGCCGCAACAUUCACCACCCUACUCAUCCUCAUCAACCUCACCACCCUACUCAACCUCACCACCCUCCUCAUCCUCAUCAACCUCACCAACCUCCACAAUCUCCCACCCUCACCACCCUCCACAAUCUCCCACCCUCCCCAACCUCCAACCCUCACCACCCUCCCCCCUCUUUGUUACCCUUGACACAUUCCAACCCUCCCAACCUCUAAUCCUCACCACCCUCCGAUCUUUCCCAGCCUCACCAGCCUCACCAGCCUCACAAUCCUCCUACCCUCUCCAACCUCUCACCCUCCCCAAUAUCGCAUCCUCACCACCCACCCCCUUUCCCAGCCUCACCACCGUCACCAUCCUCCCCGCAGUAAGCCUCCAAUCUGAGUGUAGUCAUGUGUUCGCGAGUUUCUCAUCGAAUCAAUGCCUAACUUGAUCCAUCUGUUUCAGAGAGGAUGUCACCACGACCCAACAACCCCAAGUACUGUGUCGUCGUCCUGUUGGUCACCUGCUGCUGUUGGUGGUCCACAAUGACCGACGCUUAUCGGAUCCCGCAACCAUACAACCCGUGGACACGUCCGAAUGUUGGUUUGGAUGACAAUGAUGUCUUCCUGUAUGACUAUUACUACGAAGCACCACAACGCCAGCCGCCCUUCCAUGGAAACGACUUUUACUACCGAGCACCACGACGCCAGCCGCCCUUCCCUGGAAACGACUUUUACUACGGAGCACCCCGACGCCAGCUGCCCUUCCCUGGAAACGACUUUUACUACGGAGCACCCCGACGCCACCCAUACUUCGGCUACGUCCAAAGUUCAACACAGGACGGGUACCCGACAGAUGGGUACAGCAAUAGGAUGAGCAUUACUAAUGAUUUAAGAGCGAUCGCUGACUUGUAUUUAUUAGAACAACAUAGACGGAGAGAAUGGCAGGAGGAAAAUUUAAGACGAAGAUUUAUGGAACUUGGUAAAUGAAGGAUGUCACUCCAUGCUGGAAUCGGGUCCAAUACUUUACGGGGAAGGAGUCGGAUCAACUUUUUUGGGGAAGGAGUCAGAUCAACUUUUUUGGAAGUCUGGAGCAAAUAAAAAGGAAAUAAAGAGUUUGUGUG